GAAGAGAAAAAGUUUAAAAAGUCAAACUAGAACUCAGAGAAAGCAACCGGAAGAAGGAGAGAGAGAGAGUUUGUACUUUCUAGCCUAGCCUAGGGGACAAUCUUACAAUGUAUUGGUUGAAGAACAAAGAAUGGCUAAAAUGAGUUGCUUAUAAUUUUGUAGGUUUUACCCAGAAAAGAAAAAGAAAAAAGAAAAGAAAAAUGAUGGGAGUUGGAGUUGGAGUUGUACAGACACAACAGGCACACAGUCUGUCAACCAUGUGUUGCAGUUGCACAAACCGAUACCAAAACCAAAAGCAAAGUAAAGUAGUAAAAGUUGGUUUCUGUUUCUCUAGACAUUCAUCAACAAUUAUGUCCAGUGUUACCAAUGUUAGGAGUCGACCCAGAAGUAGGAGGAGGACCAGUUUUGCCACCAGAUCAUCAUCAUCCAAUGACUCUUCUUCAACCUCAACCCCAGAGUCAAAUGAAAAAGAAGAAGUGGAUAACAACAAUAAUAGAAAGGGCCCUGAUCUCAAAACGCUUGUGAGGAGAUUCUGGAAGGUGGCAGCCCCAUAUUGGUAUUGUGAAGAAGACAAAGUCCAAGCCAGAUGGCAGUUGGCGGCUGUGUUUGCUCUCACUCUAGCAACCACAGGCAUCAGUGUCGGCUUCAACUUCCUCGGCCGUGACUUCUACAAUGCUCUUGCCAACAAGGACCAAGAACAAUUCACGAAGCAACUUCUGUAUUACCUGGGUGCCUUUGCUGGUGGAAUUCCGUUUUUUGUAUUGAGAGAUUAUGCAAGAGACACUCUAGCUUUGAGAUGGAGGUCUUGGAUGACUAGAUAUUACAUGGAACGCUAUCUGAAGAAUCAGACAUUUUACAAAAUUCAAUCACAAUCAAUUAUUGACAACCCAGAUCAGCGGAUUGUUGAUGAUCUAAGUUCCUUCACUGGGACAGCCCUUUCUUUCUCUUUGAUACUAUUCAAUUCUGCUGUAGACUUGAUAUCAUUUAGUAACAUCUUGUAUGGCAUCUAUCCUCCACUGUUUAUCAUUCUUCUUGUGUAUUCGAUUGGUGGAACAGCUUUAAGUGUUUUUCUUGGAAAGGGUUUGGUGACUCUAAAUUUCUUGCAAGAGAAGAAAGAAGCAGAUUUUCGUUAUGGACUUGUACGCGUUAGAGAAAAUGCUGAAUCAAUUGCUUUUUAUGGUGGCGAAGAUAACGAAAUGCAACUUCUGCUGCAGCGCUUCAGAAGUGCUUUUGAAAAUUUGACUCAAUUGUUGAUAUCUUCUAGAAAUCUAGAUUUCUUCACCAAUGGCUAUCGUUACCUCAUUCAAAUUCUUCCUGCUGCUGUUGUUGCGCCCAUGUACUUUUCAGGAAAAAUUGAGUUUGGUGUCAUUAAUCAGUCAGUAUCUGCUUUCAAUCAUAUCCUUGGAGACUUCUCUCUCAUUGUUUACCAGUUUCAGUCUAUCAGCGCAUUUUCAGCUGUCAUUGAUCGACUAGGUGAAUUUGAUGACAUUUUAGAUAGCAGCAGCUCUAAAAGUCUUUCUGACCCCUCAGAAGAGAUAUGUCUUGUAUACAAUAGUGUUAGAAGUUCACCUGUACUGGAGUCUAAUGGAUCAAUGCCCAAAGACAAGUUACUGGAUAUAGAGAAUUUGACCCUACGGACUCCAAGCAAAGCUACACUGGUUAGAGACUUAUCAUUGGUGAUCAAUGAGAAGGAUCAUUUGCUGGUAACAGGGCCUAGCGGGAGUGGUAAGACUUCCUUGUUAAGAGCUUUGGCUGGUCUUUGGAGUACUGGAAGAGGAAGAGUCACAUUCUAUGUAGAUGAUGGGCAAUAUCCUCAGUCAUCAAUUUCUUCAGAUGGGGAUCUUCCUGAAGCAAAUACAAUACAUGAUACACAUGGGGAACUUAAAAGACACAUAAAUAGAAAUUCUAGAGGCAUAUUUUUCCUUCCUCAAAGACCGUAUAUGGUUUUGGGAACACUUCGUCAGCAAUUGCUUUAUCCUAUGUGGGCUGAAGAUGCAGUUGCCAACUCAGAUAGUGCUAAACCAACUGGUUUACUGCCUUUCUUGAUGCGUGCACAAAUCUCAGGAAAUGAAAUUGAGAAACCUAUUAAGCCCACAAACGAUGAUCUAAUACAGGCCUUAGAGGAUGUUCGUCUUGGCUAUAUAUUGCCUCGUUUUGGUAGUCUGGAUUCAACAUGUGAAUGGUCUAGUGUUCUUUCACUUGGAGAGCAGCAACGACUUGCUUUUGCACGUCUUUUGCUUUCAAAACCAAAAUUGGUUCUAUUGGAUGAAUCUACCAGUGCUUUAGAUGAAGCCAAUGAGGCUCAUUUAUACCAGCAGAUUGGAGCAGCAGGCAUCACAUAUAUUAGCAUUGGCCAUCGGCGAACUCUUUAUGACUACCACAACAGGAACUUACGUAUAUCCACAACAGACCCCAAUAAUAUGCAGCACAACUGGCACAUUGAAUUGAUUAAUCGUGACACUGUGUAUAAUAAAUUGAAGCUAUAAUUGUGGGUACGCAGCACAACUGGCACAUUGAAUUGAUUAAUCGUGACACAGUGUAUAAUAAAUUGAAGCUAUAAUUGUGGGCUUCCUGGAAAUUAUUCAGUGUUGUUUGCUGUCUUUUGUAAGGUGGCUUCAAUGCUCCAAAAUGGGAAGGAGAAUUCUAAAUUGAGAUUUGUACUUGAAAAUGGCAGUUGAAUUACCUGGUCAUAUACGUCCAUGCCUGUAUAUACUUAUAGCCACUAUGUUUUCAAGCAGUUAUUCAAAUUUUCCUCUUCCACUUUCAA
Molecule: messenger RNA, 2767 nt
Organism: Quercus robur (English oak)
Lineage: Eukaryota; Viridiplantae; Streptophyta; Magnoliopsida; Fagales; Fagaceae
Product: ABC transporter D family member 2, chloroplastic
Exons: 9
Coding region: 201-2486 (761 amino acids)
Biological process (GO): transmembrane transport
Cellular component (GO): membrane
Molecular function (GO): ATP binding; ATP hydrolysis activity; ABC-type transporter activity
Source: RefSeq, a predicted model, not a curated record